Penicillium macrosclerotiorum is the source of this 1167-nucleotide messenger RNA. Its product is annotated as actin-related protein 2. The record is from RefSeq and is a predicted model, not a curated record. Gene Ontology annotation, biological process: Arp2/3 complex-mediated actin nucleation. The transcript is spliced from 7 exons. Gene Ontology annotation, molecular function: actin filament binding. NCBI's taxonomy places the organism in Eukaryota, Fungi, Ascomycota, Eurotiomycetes, Eurotiales, Aspergillaceae. Gene Ontology annotation, cellular component: actin cortical patch; Arp2/3 protein complex. The coding region runs from base 1 to 1167 and encodes 388 amino acids.
AUGGCGGACAUGCCCAUUGUGCUCGAUGGAGGAACCGGCUUCCUCAAGGUCGGCUAUGCCGCCCAGAACUUCCCAGAGCACCAGUUCCCCUCGAUAGUGGGGCGGCCCAUCCUGCGGACGGAGGAACAGGCCGGUGAUAUCGUGGUCAAGGAUAUCAUGUGCGGAGAUGAAGCUGCCGCCGCUCGAUCCAUGCUUCAAAUUAGCUAUCCGAUGGAGAACGGCAUUGUCAAGAAGUGGGAUGAUAUGCAACAUUUGUGGAACUACACCUUUUACGAUAAGAUGAAGAUCGACCCCACGGGCCGCAAGAUCCUCCUUACAGAGCCGCCGAUGAACCCGCUCAAGAACCGCGAGCAGAUGGCUGAGGUCAUGCUGGAGGGAUACAACUUCGGAGGUGUCUAUGUGGCGAUCCAGGCGGUGCUGGCACUGUAUGCCCAGGGUCUGAGCAGCGGUGUUGUCGUGGACUCCGGUGACGGUGUGACUCACAUUAUUCCCGUGUAUGAAUCGACCGUGCUGAACCACCACAUCCGCCGGCUGGAUGUUGCUGGUCGCGAUGUUACCCGCAACCUGAUCGCCCUCCUCCUGCGCCGUGGCUACGCGCUCAACCGAACCGCCGAUUUUGAGACUGUGCGCCAAAUUAAGGAGAAGCUCUGCUAUGUUUCGUACGAUCUCGAGCUGGACAAACAGCUUUCCGAGGAUACCACCGUCCUAGUCGAGUCUUACACUCUUCCCGACGGUCGUGUCAUUCGUGUUGGCAGCGAGCGAUUUGAGGCUGCCGAAUGUCUGUUCCAGCCUCACUUGGUUGACGUUGACCAACCCGGUAUGGCUGAGCUGCUUUUCAACACCAUUCAAGGCACCGAUGUCGACAUCCGGUCCAGUUUAUACAAGGCCAUCGUUCUCAGUGGUGGCAGCAGCAUGUACCCCGGCUUGCCUUCACGUCUGGAGAAGGAGCUCAAGCAGCUCUGGCUUACCCGCGUCCUGGGUGGAAACCCGGAGCGUCUGAACAAAUUCAAGGUCCGCAUCGAAGACCCCCCACGACGGAGACACAUGGUUUUCCUGGGUGGUGCUGUCCUGGCCAACCUGAUCGCCGACAAGGACGAUAUGUGGGUUUCCAAGCAAGAGUGGCAGGAGCAGGGUGCGCGAGCCCUGGCCAAGCUUGGCCCGCGGUAA